This is a messenger RNA of Linum tenue, 228 nucleotides long. Lineage: Eukaryota; Viridiplantae; Streptophyta; Magnoliopsida; Malpighiales; Linaceae. The record is from the annotation of a GenBank genome assembly.
AAGCAGAUUCAGACACGGAAAUCAUACUGUGAAGUUGGAUUCCUGCUUCUGGACGUUUAAUCGCACUUCUCCAAGCUCAAGACGGGCUCCAAUGGUGUUGAAGAUCGAUCUAUGGCGCUUGGGAACUCUGGUUCGACGCUUUCUCUCUCUAGGUAUCGGUUUCUCUCUCAAAAACUCGGAACCCUUCAAUGUUGGCCUUCUUCUCUCUUAAAUCCUCUGCCUGGUCGC